Cordyceps militaris CM01 is the source of this 993-nucleotide messenger RNA. RefSeq names its product CCCH and RING finger protein (Znf183). The transcript has a single exon. Gene Ontology annotation, molecular function: metal ion binding. The coding region runs from base 1 to 993 and encodes 330 amino acids. Lineage: Eukaryota; Fungi; Ascomycota; Sordariomycetes; Hypocreales; Cordycipitaceae. Gene Ontology annotation, biological process: snoRNA splicing. Gene Ontology annotation, cellular component: U2-type spliceosomal complex. The record is from RefSeq and is a predicted model, not a curated record.
AUGGACUCCGAAGCUGCGACCGCUGCCCCGGUCGCCAUGUUCAAAAAGCGCGGCGCCAAGGGCAAGGCCAACAUUCGCAAGCGUCCCGCGACGCCGCCGCCCGCAGGUAGCGACAGCGACAGCGACUACUCGUCGUCCGAGGACGGGUCGGGCCAGCGCGUCAAGCGCCGCAAGAAGACGGCCGUCGUGACGGCCUCUUCCAAAGCCGUCGGCACCACUGCCCAAAGAGAAGUCACAGCGUCAGCGUAUACGGCCGACCGCAGCGUCCCCAUCACGUCCGCCAACGACGCCACCAAGCAGACCAACUGGUACGACGAGCACGCCGCCGACGCGCUGUCCGCCGAGAACUUACUCGGCUCUUCCGCCGCGCGGAGCACAAAAGCGCCGUCGGAAGGCACAUACAAGGGCCUGGCGAACCAGACGUCGUUUCUCGCGCGGAACCCCGACGCGCCGCAGCGCUCUGUCGGGCCUAUCAAGGCGGCGACCAACAUCCGCACUGUGACUGUCAUGGACUUUGCGCCUGACGUCUGCAAGGACUACAAGAAGACGGGCUUCUGCGGCUUCGGCGACAACUGCAAGUACCUGCACUCGCGCGAGGACGUCAAGCACGGCUGGCAGCUGGACAAAGACUGGGACAUUGCGUCCAAGGGCAAGACGCACUUGGGCGGCACCGUCGUGGCCAGCGCCAACCGCGACACGCCAGCCGUGAAGGGUGAAGAUGCCGAGGAGGAGGCCAUGCUGGAAAAGAUCCCGUUCAAGUGCAUCAUCUGCGAGGGCGACUACCGCGAGCCCGUCCUGACCCGCUGCGGGCACUAUUUCUGCGAGCCCUGCGCGCUGAAGCGCUACCGCAAGGACCCGACGUGCGCGGCGUGCGGCGUGGGCACGAAUGGCGUGUUCAACUCGGCCAAGAAGCUGAAGAAGCUGCUGGAUAAGAAGAAGGAGCGGGCGGAGAGGAAGAAGGAAGAGGAGGAGGCGGCUGAAGAUGUGGCGUAG